Molecule: messenger RNA, 1195 nt
Organism: Octopus sinensis (East Asian common octopus)
Lineage: Eukaryota; Metazoa; Mollusca; Cephalopoda; Octopoda; Octopodidae
Exons: 5
Biological process (GO): telomere maintenance; DNA repair
Molecular function (GO): DNA helicase activity
Source: RefSeq, a predicted model, not a curated record
AUGACAAGUAAGGGUGCCCUUGAGGCACUGGACCGGUCACUGAAAGGUAUUAGGGAUUCUACAGCUUCUAUGAGUGGUGUAACUCUAUUGCUUUCAGGAGAUUUCUGGCAAACACUUCCUGUCAUCCCUAAAGGGAGCCAGGCUGAUGAAGCGCGUGCAUGCCUUAAGUCAUCGACGUUGUGGCUCCAGGUUAAGACCUUAAGUCUAAGCGCAAACAUGUGUGCACACUUGCUUGGUGAUAGCACGUCUGCAGCAUUUGCUGAAGUCAUUUUAACCCUUGGAGAAGAUCCACCUGAUAUUACUGCACCAGAUAAUGUGACAUUAUUUGAGAAUCAAGCAUCCAUUAUAGACUGUAAUGCAAAAGGAAACCCUACCCCAGAAGUGUGGUUGGAGAAUGAAAAUCGAAAAUUCCUUUCAAAUUCAAUAUUAACUUUUAAUCGUAAAAAUAUCAGUCGUGUUUUCUGCUCUGCCAUUGCAAAGAGUGAAAAGAAUGGAAAUUUCCGAGAUAGAAAGGAAAUUAAUAUCCUGUUGAAAUAUCCUCCUCAAGUAAACUUUAAUAUUUCAAAAAAGACAAAUAAAAUAAUAAUUAGUUGCACUGCAUCUGGUGGAAAUCCAGCAAAUCAUAAAUAUGAACUGAAGCAAAAAUGGGGAAACACCACUAAGAAUACUUAUGAUAUAAAAGUAUUAUCUAUAAAUCCUUCCUUCAGUAAUACUGGUACAUGGGAGUGUCAUGUAAGCAAUGAUGAUUUUCUUGUGAUUAAGUCAUCAAACUACAAAAUUCCAGUGAGACCUAUGUUCAGUUCAGGAUCAAAUUGUCCAAAAAAGAGAAAUGUUUCCAAUGGAGAAACUGUAAUUUUGAAACAGUGUUUUUAUUCGCAUCCAAAAUCUGAUGUAAAAUGGCAGAAAAAUGAGGAAUCAAUUGACUCAAACAAAUAUUUAAUAACUGAUUAUUUACAAGAUGAGUUUCCUUUCAAAGGAAGCUGUACUAGUUUGAAGAUAGAAGACACCAAAGAUGAUGUUAUAGAUACUUAUACCUUAACAGUGGAAAACUCAGAAGGAAAAGAAACUGUUGUUUUUACUUUGAGAUAUAAGAAAAAGCAAGAAAUACCUAUGGAAAUAAUUAUUGGUUGCACUGUCGGAAUUGUAUUAUUAUUAAUAAUAAUGGGUCUUACUUAUAUAUUCUACAAAAGAGGAG